Brenthis ino (lesser marbled fritillary) is the source of this 2163-nucleotide messenger RNA. Lineage: Eukaryota; Metazoa; Arthropoda; Insecta; Lepidoptera; Nymphalidae. The record is from the annotation of a GenBank genome assembly.
AUGACUGACGAUAUACCAGAGACCGGUGCAGUGUUCACCUUUGGCAAAUCCCACUUUGCUGAAAACGAAGCAAGCCACUUCUUCAUCAAGAACGAUCCCAUUGUCGCUAUAUCAUGUGGGGACGAACACAGCGCUGUCAUUUGUCAGAAUGGUCGUGUCUUCGUUUUUGGGACGAAUGCUUGGGGGCAGCUAGGUUUAGGGCAUAAAGAUGAAGUAACACGUCCUAGUUGCGUGAAAUGGCUGAAGCCCCACCGAGCUUUGUUCGUCGCUUGUGGUCGAGCUCACACGAUCUUCGUAACUGACACUAACACAAUUUACUCGGUCGGAUGUAACGAUGAAGGACAAUUGGGUACUGGCAAUAUGGAGCACCUCAGUAUGCCCCAAGCUGUGGAUCUGGAAAUCGGUCAGCCCAUCAAGCAAGUGUCUGCUGGGAGCAACCAUACUGCUUUACUUACUGAUGACGGUCGCGUGUUUGUCUGCGGGUCCAACUCUGAAGGUCAGCUCGGACUCGGGGAAGCCACGCGUUCAUGUGUUAAGUUUACUGAACUAUCGUUCAUGGAGAAGAUCGCAUUCGUAGAAUGUGGAUACUACCAUACUGUGUUUAUAACAGACAAAGGCGCAGUUUUUGUCACUGGCGAUAAUGAAAAUCAAAAACUUGGCAUUCCAAACACCGCUACCACCAUCUACGCACCACAAGUAAUACCUCUAGAUAUACAAAUUAAAAGUGCAUGUUGUGGUGCAAAUCACACUUUCCUCUUGUCCAUGGACGAAUCGAAGAUUUUGGCUUUUGGCUCUAAUGAAAAGGGACAGUUGGGUAUGCCAAAGGAAUUGGAAUAUGUCACUGAGCCUACUGAAAUUGAUAUGGAGAAAAUGUUCGAUGGUUACCAGUUGAAAUUAGUGGCGUGCGGCGCUAUGCAUACAGCUUUUGUAACGGAUAACGGCUUACUUUACACAUGUGGCGAAGCGCGUCACAACAAACUUUGUUUGGAAGAAGCCGAUGACGCUAAUAAUUCAAACGAGGCAGUUGCUAAUCAAUACUCGCCAAAGCGGGUCACAGCCAUGAAUGGUUUCAUUGUGGACAAUGUAGCAUGUGGCGGCUGCCAUACGUUACUCACUGCUGUAAAAGGCUCAAAUUUAGAUUUCUCUAACAAUGACUUUAGUAUUAUAAGCGAAGAAAACCGACCUAUCAGCCUAACUGAACUGCCUCCACUGCAAAAAGUUCCGGCAAUGAAUAAAACAGACGAAAUUACUAUGGAAGAUGUUGCCAAUUCCAAUAUUAUAACCAGCACGGAAAAUAUAACUGGCAACGGUAAUGGAGAAACGGGAUCUAUAGAUUCAUUGGAAGCGAACGUUAGUGGAUCUCAUAUAGUAAAUAUAAAUGAACUAGAUCCUGACACCGCAAGUACACACGGCAUACCUAAUAUUACUAAUGAUGAAGACACAAAAAUGGAUAUAGACAAAGAAAUUGAUAAUAUGAUGCAAAAAGUAGACUCUGAAAUCAAAAAAGGUGAAGAUAAAGUAGAUAAGCUAACGCAUAAUAUAGCAGAGAUGAUCCAUACAAAAGUAGAGGUGGUUGAAGAAGUAUUUAAAAAAGAAGUUGAACACAAAUCACCAAGCUUCCAUAUCGGUGAUAAAAAAAUCUUAGAUAUACCAGACAAAACGUUAGAAAUAGCAAACUCUCCGCCACCUAAAACACCGAUUAUACAAGAUUUAUUAAUUAUCCCAGAUAUUUCUCAAAUGAGUCCUAACUUAAGUAAGCAUAGCGACGACGGUCAAAAAAGUGAGACAGGACAAUCUGAAAACGAAACAAUACCUUGUGGCUCUGACAAAUCCAGUCCUCAGAUGGGUAAAACUAAAACUCAAGCGGUAAUGCCAAUUGUGAGAAGUGAAGAUAACAUCGAUUCACAUGAAGAUCCUGUUAAUUGCGAAGAAAAUGAUGUAGUCGUGAACAAAAUGGAGGAAAAGGGACGUUUCGCUCGUAUUUUUCAAUCUAUCAAGGAUAAAGAACACUCUUGUAUGGGUAAAGGAAAAGUCAUUGAGGAAAAAGUAGUAGAAAACGUUAACAAAGGCAUCGAUAAUGCCGAAGAAACCGUGCACAAGGUAGAGGAAAGAGUGGAGACGGAAAUACGAAACCAAACUAACUCACGAACUUGCACAAUUUUA